AUGGCUACAACAGCCGCACAGAUGGCUGCCUAUUUGUAUCCCGAAGAGGAGGACCCAGAGGGCGCUUUCUCAUGGUGGCUGAGUCCAUGCGGAGGUACGGACCUGGUGCCAGAAGACAUCAAGAAAGCUUUCGACAUAAUGAGCACCAUAGCAAACGGUAUAUCGAGCUUUAAGCCGCCAAAGCGCAUGAAGCGUCACAGUCGCAAAAAGGGUGACGACGGUAACCCGACUGACAGGGCAACGCCCCGUCGACCAGGUGGAGGUGGCAGCGGUAACGGCGUCACUAAGCCAGCAAAGAAAUGCAGAGUACCCGCGAGCAAAUCCACUUUGCGGCUUGGCGCGGCCUCUAACACGCUCCGCAAACAAUCCUGCGUAAAUGGCUCAACAAGAAAAGACAACAUGGUCAUUACCUCCCUCGCGUUUGCACCAAACGCGGUACCCGUGCAGUUCAAAGCAACGUGUUCGAAGCAAUUCUCGCAAGCCUGUUACCACUACAGCUCUGUCAUUCGAAACCAUCCAUCGUGGGCGACCCUGACCUGCGACGAGGAGAAUGCCAGUGUCAAACAUCGGCUCGACGCCAGUGCCACCGCUACUUGGACCAAUCAGCACAAGGGCCGUGGAUGGGACAAGCCCCCAAAAUGCGAUCGAGAUGAGUAUCCGCCUGCCUAUCUCCUACACGAGAAACACCCCGCCUACCUUUAUGCCGGCCUCAACGACCAAGGCCAGAUGGUGCGUCUUUUGCCAGCCCCAGAGAACCAGGGCGCUGGCAAGAUGUGGAAGGGUGCAUGCUUCAAGCCCCCACUGGAGGAUCUCACAGACUCUGAAUUCGAUGCAAAAGCCAACGCUGCGCCCAACAAGGUCUAUGCGAUGAUCACAGGGUAUCAAUACACUCAAGUAUCAGUGACCGUCACUCAGCGUCCUGAGUUCACGAUUGCCGCAUGGGGCCAUGCUGCCGCCCCACCUAAUGAAGGUCUGGACCAGAAUAGCUGUUGGCCUUCAAAUAUUGCAGCCGCUGAUCCGGGCUUUGUACUGUUGACGUAUGAUCCUUGGUACGGGAACAGGGCUCCUCCUUACGAUUACAAGCAACCGUACGUUCAGGGUGCCAACGGAUCUUAG
Alternaria ventricosa is the source of this 1116-nucleotide messenger RNA. RefSeq lists its product as uncharacterized. Bases 1 to 1116 code for a protein of 371 amino acids. NCBI's taxonomy places the organism in Eukaryota, Fungi, Ascomycota, Dothideomycetes, Pleosporales, Pleosporaceae. The transcript has a single exon. The record is from RefSeq and is a predicted model, not a curated record.